CAGUCGAAAGGUCGCAUUUUCUGCCUUCUCGUAUCGCGCACCGCAUUUAGUGUACAAAAAUUUAAUCGUCUUACGCCAGCCAACAGCAAAGGUGCUGCUAGAACACGACGAGUAUCGCGCGGCGGUGAAAAAAUCUAGCAAAUUGUGGAAUCCGGAUCUGUACCCGAACAAAAAAAACGCAGCUAACCCAUCGCUGGAGGCUUCAGUUUUGGGUCGUAGUUUGUUGUGGGUGGGAAAAAAGUUUGGCUGCGUAUUUCCGUUUCCAGAUGUUUAUCUUUUCCCGAAGCAGCUAAUAGGUGGAAUUGUGAAAUUUGUGAUUUUUUCUACUAAAUUCGAGUGCAUGUUUUUGCUGCGAUUACGUUUAUCGCUGCCAGCGGAUUAGUGUGGUUGCCUGCCAUCUGUUUUGUUUACACGAACUUUUUGAUUCCGGCGCUGCCUUCUGUAAAAUAUGGCCGAGGAAAAGCUAAUCCCAGAAAGCCCGGCGGAGGAGGCCGGAUUCCUGUCUAGUUUCGUGAGCGAAAUUGUUAACAGUCCCCUAAAUCUGGUCCUGGUCGGGGUGAUAACGUUCCUGAUCUACAAAAUAUUCCGCACCCGACAGCAGCCGAUUUCCGUUCCAGCUCCGGCUCCGGAGCUACCCCGGCUAAGGAAAGAUUUCACCGUAGCAGAGCUGCGCCAGUUCGAUGGCACCCAACCGGAUGGACGAGUUCUGGUGGCCGUAAACGGCAGUGUCUAUGAUGUAACCAAAGGCAAACGAUUCUACGGACCCGGUGGUCCCUACGCAGCCUUCGGCGGCCGAGAUGCCUCCCGAGGUCUGGCGACAUUCAGCGUGACCAGCAACGAUCAAGUCGAGUACGACGAUCUGAGCGAUCUGACCCCGAUGGAGAUGGAAUCCGUUCUGGAAUGGGAGAUGCAGUUCAAAGAAAAAUACAUUCUGGUCGGUCGUCUGCUCAAACCCGGUGAGCAACCGACAAACUACUCGGACGAGGAUGACGAAACUACCAAUGAAUCGACCCCAACCGGGGAUAAAACGGCAAAAGCACCUGUUGCGGCUGCAGCAAGUAAUACAACCAGUAAUACCGCCAAAACGACAAGUGACAGCAGCAGUAAACCGGAACCUGCGGAAGCUGCUGCGGCGAAAAAGGCCGAACAACCGUCCAAGGUGGAGGAAGUGAAAACAGUGGGCGGCGGGGAUCACGCAGAGUGACGCCACAAUCGCAACAACAACAACAACAAUAACUGUAGCAGCACUAACUUCGUCGUCGGAUGUAACCAAUAUGAUAACAACAAUAAGAGUAGCAGCAACACCAGGAUAGGCAACAACAGCAGCAAUGAUCAGGGUAACGGAAGCCGGAGGAGAAGAAGCAGCAGCAGGGAUUCGGAACAACAGUUAGGGCAUCGGGAUAAUGACGAUGAUGAUGAUGAGUACGCCGCCAGGGGAAACAACCGGCAGUUGUUAUUUGAUCAGCACAGCAUUUGCGAUAUGUUUGGCUUUUAACGUUUAGAUGAAUUUUUUUCUGGUUUUUUUACUCUCUCUAGAGUAAGAUUUCCUCCGGGGUGGAAUGCGUUGUGCAUAAGGAGACAGGUCUGUGGGGUUUUGUUUUCCGGUACAUAUGUGUGUAGGUUGGAUUCGGUGUCAAAUUUCGUUUUUAUGUCGCGUUAAAGAUUUGUAUAGCAUGAUAUAUGUAAAAAUUUAAUGAAUUUCGUCGUCAUUACUGGUGGAAUGUCAAUUAAACUUUAGUAGGGCUGGCUCAUAUAUGUGCUAUUUAGGCUAAUAAAUUCCUAUGAAUUGUGUAUAAAACAGAUCAAAGCUGACAAAACUUUUGUAGAAUUCUUCGCUUUUAUGUGUUGGUUUUGUCGAUUUUUUUUUUAUCUUUUGUGAGGCAAAAUUGUUAUUAUGUAACGAAAAGUAGCCUAUCUCAAAUUUAUUUAACUUAUGAGUCAUCGAUCUAGAUCACUUAAUUCAAUGCCUGAGAAGUCUUUACAUGUCCAAUGCAUGCGCAAACAAAUAGAGUAACCUUUGAACUUAUACAAUAUGGAUUAUUGACUAUUCAAAAGUUGUCUUAAAAGGAAAAUAAAUUGCUUACUUUGAACCAAUAAGACCGAUCACUGGUUAUUUGACCUAGAUUUCAAGAAUGUUCCGCCAAAUUUAAAGAAGCGAUGUUCUUCUAAAAUGCUCAGAAAGAUAUUGACCAAAAAAUGUUGAAGCUAAAUUCUAGAUGCACUUUUUAAGAUGAGAUCGAAUAAGUUGAUAUUAACAUUUGGUUGCAGAGUGAGAAUCCAAAUCUUUAACAGAAAUUAAAGACCACAUAAAGGAUUCAGAAAAAUCAUGAACAUUUUGACUUUUUUCAUCAUUCAGAUCUUUGAACUAACAACUCAAUCUUUCAAGUUUGAAUUUAGAAUUCAAAGAUCAAUUUUUCAAAAAUACUGGAAAACGAACCUACGAAUGACAGAUCGAAAAAUCAUGUUUUGGAUUGAGAAACAAAAAUAUGGAAAGAUUAAUCAGUAAGACCUUUCAUUUUCAGUCAAUCUUUCAAGUAAAUUUUGGAAUCCAACUCACACGAAAAAAAGGUGCAACCAACUCUAGAAAACCCUAUCUAAAUGUUCGUAGAUCACACAAUGUCUGCUGGAAUAUUCAUAACAUAUUUACAGUCCCGGAUCUAUGGGUCUUAUAAUUCUAAAUCAGAACUUACAAAAAUAAGAUCAUUUCAAUACAAAAUGAUAAGAAUGAAACAACAGGCCGAGACUUUAGGGAACUUUUCUGGAAAAUGAUUGACAGUUUGAAGGAUAUUUUUGUACUUUUAUUAUUCUGGUAGCGUACUAUUUAUCUGAUUUAUAAAUAUUUUAUUUGCUGCUGCUCAAUGUAAAAAAUAUCUAUCAAACUACUAGCGGUCAAUCGUCAGAACAACAUCUAAGAUUAUCUCUGCCGUUUGGACCCAGAGUUAUGAGAAAAACAAAAGUAAACCAACAACAUCAGAUGACUAUUUACACAAAACUAACAUAAGAAAAAAACUGAAGAAAAAUCUAAAAAAACUAGUAAAACCUCUUGUUUUAAAAUAUUUCUGAAAAAAACUAACAACUUCAUACAUUCAAAAAACAGGAUAAUGGCCAAACAGAGAAAAAGGAAGCUGAUCAAAAAUGGCUGUUGCCGCGAUCCAUUGUUGUUUGCUGCUUCCGGCCGUAAGAUUUCGUUUGAGCAUAAACAAAAAAAAAACACUUCAAUGAGUGGGAAAGCUACUAAAAGCUGCAAAGAAAAUAGCUUUUUUUUUAUUUCGUAAAAACAUACUGAAACACAAAAACACAUUCAAACCUAUAUAUUUCCAUUAUCAAUCAAUGUUGUUGCGGUCCCAAGGAUUAGUUAGCUAGUAAGUAAAACCACAAAAUUGAAAAUAAAAAAAAAAACGGUGGAAGCUGGACGUUUUUUUGGCUCUUGUAGAUUGUCGUUUAUUUAAAAAAAACCUACGUUUGAUAAAAAAAAAAAAAAACCUUUCCAAUUUUUAGUUGGAAAUUGUACAAGAUUGAAAAAACAAAAGCAAAUUUCAAAAUUAGGAACGAAAAAAAGGUAGGUGUUACAGUUGGCAGUCUAUCUCUAGGUAAGAGCUCUUAAGUUUUAAGGAACAUACUAAGUUAACGACAUUGCUUUUUAUAUUGAUUAUAUGAAAUUACCAACAACGGCCUGGCUAAAAUAAAUGUUUUUUACAUUAUUAAACGAAUCGAAUUGAAAACAAAUUCAAAAACAAGUUAAAGGAAAAAUAGCUUUUUAUGUGUCCCUCACAAGCAAGAAGUCGUUAGCAUUCACAAGGCACGGGCACAAACAACACCGACCCAUACACAAACACAAGCAUCUUCGAGCUUUUUCUUGCCUCUUGUUCUGAGUGUUAGCUGCGUUAAGUGGAUUAGUAGACUACUCACAAAAACAUGCAAAUCAAUCCCAACAAACAACACUUUAUCGGCGGGACAAGUUUUUGUUUUCAGUUUGAGCAAAAGAAGAAAAAAAAAGAACAAGUUAAUUAGGUUGGUAAAAAUGUUUUACACGUGCCACGUGCGCGAAAAAAGGCCUGCGUUUAGCCAGGUGGACGAUGGGAAUAUAAUUGUAUAAAAGUAAACAGGAAAACAGUUUA
Uranotaenia lowii is the source of this 4118-nucleotide messenger RNA. RefSeq names its product membrane-associated progesterone receptor component 1-like. The transcript has 4 exons. The record is from RefSeq and is a predicted model, not a curated record. Lineage: Eukaryota; Metazoa; Arthropoda; Insecta; Diptera; Culicidae. Gene Ontology annotation, cellular component: membrane; endomembrane system. Bases 449 to 1204 code for a protein of 251 amino acids.